AUGCGGCUCAUAACUUGUGCGUUACUGCUUUGCACAGUAAUCACGCUUUAUAUACCUAUUCCGUGCGAUAGUUGCAAGAGGUCGAAAGUUAUCCAUUGUACUUACGAAGUCAAAAGUGGGUCAUCGGAGCACAGUUACCAGGAAGUCAGCUCUGGUGGUGGUGCGGAUGUUAGAAUAAAGGUGAACAGACAUGUAACAGUGGAAGGCGAUGGAGGUGGAUUAGGCUUGAUUCAUGAUUUAGAGAGAGAAGGAGUAUUAAGUCUGAGUCACACCCUUAAACUUGGUGGAAUCAGUCAAAGGAGCAAACAUAUUCACACCUCAAUCAGUAGCAAAUAUGGGCAGAGUUCAAGAAGCAAACAUGAACACUCUUCGUCCAGGGACAAACAUGUGCACGUUAAAGUGCACGUUUCAUCCAGUUGCAAACAUGGACAUGGUCAUGGUUCCAAGCGUUGCGCAAAAGACAAGACCGAUUGGAGAAAACAAAGAGACAUGGAAAAAGUAGAGAGUCAUAUGUGUCCUGGAGUGGUUUCUCACACGACCGAUCGCUUUAGAAAAAAGGCUGUGGACCUUCAUAACAAAUUCAGGAGUGACCUGGCUCUUGGCAACCUUUUUAACCCGAAAAGCAGGAAGAUGUUGAGAAAAGCUAACAGUAUGUUACGUUUGAACUACGGCUGCGGCAUGGAUCAUGAAGUGUUGACAGACGUUGAUUGUAAACACCAGCCGCGAAAGAAUAUACCCGGUUAUUGUGAUCCUGCUGUAAACGUAUAUUACAGCAAAAGUCGCAAUCCAAUCAAAGCUUUAGAAGAGGCUGUGAGAUUUUGGUCAGAUGACUUGCAAAGGCGAUGGUUAUCCAUCGAUCAGAUUCAAAAUCUAUUUUACAGUCAUUCUGGAAUUUGCAAUAUUGCGGGUAUGGGAUCGGAUCUCACAACCGAUGUUGCUUGCGGCACAGGCGAUUGUGGCGACAAAACGCUGGUCGUGUGCCGUUAUAAGUUAACCAAGAAGCUCAAGAACGGAAUGAGAUGGUACUUUAUGGGUCCGACUUGCAGGCAGUGUCAAAAAAAAUGGGGUACCAGCAUCUGUCAAGAUGGAUUAUGUGUUAGAGAUUGAGUCCAAACAAGUGUAAAUUGUUGUCUGAAUGAAUAAACGAGCAUUCUGAAAAA
Molecule: messenger RNA, 1160 nt
Organism: Cylicocyclus nassatus
Lineage: Eukaryota; Metazoa; Nematoda; Chromadorea; Rhabditida; Strongylidae
Source: the annotation of a GenBank genome assembly